Labeo rohita (rohu) is the source of this 1979-nucleotide messenger RNA. RefSeq names its product rogdi atypical leucine zipper (gene rogdi). Bases 126 to 1022 code for a protein of 298 amino acids. Lineage: Eukaryota; Metazoa; Chordata; Actinopteri; Cypriniformes; Cyprinidae. The record is from RefSeq and is a predicted model, not a curated record. The transcript is spliced from 11 exons. Gene Ontology annotation, cellular component: RAVE complex.
UGCACAAACCGGAAGUUCACCAAAAGGAGGCGUAUCAAGCCUAAUUGUUUACGAAUGAUCGUCUGACCAGUUACGCUAAAUAGCGGACUUCUCCAGGUUAUUUUCGGCAGCUUCACUGAACUGUAAUGCUCGGAACAGAGCGGUCUACUCUGUCUGAACUAGCGAAGAUGACGGCCGCGAGUCAAGCAGAGAGGACUGUGCUGGAGGAGGAAUUUAAUUGGCUGCUGAAAGAAGAGGUGCAUGCAGUGCUGAAACAGCUGCAAGACAUUUUGAAGGAGGCAUCGAGGCGUUUUUCCAUGCCAUCACCAGGUCUUGAAGGACAGCUGAAACAAGAGAACUUCAUUCUGGGCAGCUCAACGAUGGACCAGGUGAAAGGGGUUUUGACGCUACAAGGAGAAGCUCUAACUCAGGCUGAUAUUAAUAUUAAAGUUGCUAAAAGCAGUCAAGUCAUGCAUUUUGCAUUCCGAGAUGAUAAACAAUGGAAAUUGCAGCAGAUCCAGGAUGCCCGAAACCAUGUGAAUCAGGCCCUGCAGUUACUAAGCAGCCGUGACGAGAGUUAUCACUUCAAAACUGGGGCUGAAGUCAAUAAGCUGAUGGAUGCAGUAAUGCUUCAGUUGACCCGAGCCCGAAACAGACUCACGACCCCGGCCAGCAUGACUCUUCCUGAGCUUGCAGCCAGUGGCCUAAUGAAAAUGUUCACACCUCCAAUGCCUGGUGAUGUGAUGGUGAACUUCUAUAUCAAUCUCAGUAAACUCUGUUUGACAGUGUAUCAACUACAUGUACUGCAGCCUAACACUACUAAGAAUUUCAAAUCAGCAGGAAGUUCAGUGCUGCAUAAUCCAGGAGCAAUGUUUGAAUACAACAACACCAAGUUUGAGGUGAGCCACGUCCAUAAGGUGGAGUGUGUGGUGCCGUGGCUGAAUGACACUCUGGUGUUUUUCACCAUUUCCCUGCAGCUCUGUCAGCAGCUCAAAGAUAAGAUUUCUGUCUUCUCUAGUUUCUGGAACUACAGACCAUUUUAAGCUAUAUAUGACCAAAACUCUACAGUGAAUGAUAAUGAAAAUGAUAAAAUGACCAAUUAUUAUGCUUUAGGAUGCACUAGGAACAAAAUUCCACGAACAAGUUCUGUGAAAUAAUCUAUUGUGACUAUAUGACCAUGUAUUCAUUUUGUGUGCUUAUUGUUCAGUGUGUUCUGCGGCAGAGGUAGAGUGCGCUUUGUAUGUAGUAUACCGACUGAAUUCAUUUAUUUGAAACAACAGACUCUUCAGAUGAAGGUAUUCGGUGACUUUUUUUUUUUUUUUUUUUUUUUUUACGCAGUAUUUGUCAUUGUCAGUGUUGACUGUUUGUCAGUAAUCCUGCCUAUAUUGAUGUUAACCUCAUUUAAAGAAGUCCACUUCCAAAACAAAGAUUCACAUAUAAUGUACUCACCCCAUUGUCAUCCAAGAUGUUCAUGUCUUUUUUCUUCAGUCGUAAAGAAAUUGUUUUUUGAGGAAAACAUUUCAGCAUUUUUCAUAUAAUGGACUGAUAUGGUGCCCCGAUUUUGAACUUCCAAAAUGCAGUUUAAAAGUUCAAACGAUCCCAAAUGCGGUUGUAAAUGAUCCCAUCCGAGAAAGAAGAGUCUUAUCUAGCGAAGCGAUCGGUUAUUUACAUAAAAAUAAUACCCUUUUUUUUUUUUUUUUUUUUUUUUUUUUAAUGUCAAACACUUGUCCUGUCUUGCUCUGCCUGAACUGUUUUUGUUUCAGUUCAUGACAGUUAGGGUAUGUCGAAAAACUCCCAUCUCAUGGUCUCCCUCAACUUCAAAAUCGUCCUAUAUCACUGUUUUACCUCUUUUGUUAAGGGUGUUUGAUCUUCUUUGCAUGUUCACUUUGCAAAGACUGUGUCUGUACUUCUGCAGUGAUUGUAGAAUGAUUUUGAAAUUAUUUUUGAAGUUUUGAAGAGUUCAACAAGAGCAAGGCAAGACAAGCAUUUGAGAAUAAAAA